Messenger RNA from Austrofundulus limnaeus, 3509 nucleotides. Its product is annotated as secretory carrier-associated membrane protein 1. Bases 158 to 1189 code for a protein of 343 amino acids. NCBI's taxonomy places the organism in Eukaryota, Metazoa, Chordata, Actinopteri, Cyprinodontiformes, Rivulidae. Gene Ontology annotation, cellular component: recycling endosome membrane; trans-Golgi network membrane. The transcript is spliced from 9 exons. Gene Ontology annotation, biological process: protein transport. The record is from RefSeq and is a predicted model, not a curated record.
AGCUACUGGCUAACGGGCUAAGCUAGAGGUCUCCGUCAGCAGGAGGCGUAGAAGGCUGCAGACAACAAAAAGAGGCAGUCAAAUCAAAACGCUGAAGCUUCCUUGUAAAAUUGGACAGUCUUUACACAAGGGAAACUGCAAUUAGAGAGGCGAUAUCAUGUCCGAUUUUGACAGCAAUCCGUUCGCUGACCCGGAUUUCAGCAAUCCUUUUCAGGAUCCUUCAGUGACCCAGGUGACACAGUCUGCACCUCCUGGUGGUCUGGAGGAGUAUAACCCGUUCACAGAUGCCAGAACGGCAGCACCGGGAAAUGCCCCCAAACCGGCUCCUGCACCUUCCCAGAACACACAGCCUGCCAUCAUGAAGCCAACAGAAGAGCCUCCAGCUUACUCACAGCACCAGACUCAGGACCAGGCACGUGCUCAGGCUGAGUUGUUGAGAAGGCAGGAGGAGUUGGAGAAGAAAGCUGCAGAGCUUGAUCGUCGGGAAAGAGAGUUACAGUCCCACGGAGUGGCAGGAGGACGUAAAAACAACUGGCCUCCUUUACCAGAGAAGUUUCCAGUUGGCCCGUGUUUUUAUCACGAUAUUGCUGUGGACAUUCCUAUAGAGUUCCAGAAGACCGUGAAGAUUAUGUACAACCUUUGGAUGUUCCAUGCAGGCACACUCUUUGUGAACAUGUUUGGCUGCCUGGCGUGGUUCAUUGUGGAUGCGUCUCGUGGUGUAGAUUUUGGCCUCGCCAUGCUCUGGUUUCUGCUGUUCACCCCGUGUUCGUUCGUCUGCUGGUACAGACCACUUUACGGGGCUUUCAGGAGUGACAGCUCAUUCCGCUUCUUUGUCUUCUUCUUCGUCUACAUUUGUCAGUUCGGGGUUCACGUCCUUCAAACGAUUGGAAUCACUGGCUGGGGGACAUGUGGCUGGAUUGCAGCUCUAACUGGUCUGAACACAAGCAUCCCAGUGGGCAUUAUCAUGCUGCUGAUUGCAGCUCUGUUCACUGCUCUGUCUGUGAGUUCGCUCAUUAUGUUCAAAAAGGUGCACGCGCUGUACCGUACCACUGGUGCUAGCUUCGAGAAGGCUCAGCAGGAGUUCGCGACCGGAGUCAUGUCUAACAAGACCGUUCAAACCGCAGCUGCCAAUGCAGCCGCGAACGCUGCAUCCAACGCUGCUCGUGGGGCCUUCAAAGCUCAGCCAUAAACAUAAACUCCCAACAAGACACAUCCAAGCUUCUACACACGAUGGAGACACACAACUCUGGUCCUGCAGGCUCUCCGAUCAAACCGAUCACCUUUAUGAAUGUUUCAUCUGCACAUUUCUCUUUCUAAAGUAUGAAGGAAAAUAACAGACGAGGGCCCAGAGUUGUGUGUCUUCAUCCAAACUGAAACACUCGUAAAGACACUACAACAUGCACACAAUCUGCUUUACAGUCAGAGGUGACCGCCUGCUCACGUCCACUAAGUGAAUGGAGGUGUGUUCUGUGUGGGAGGGUUUCGUCUCACACACUUACCUUUGCUUCUCUUGCCCUUCAGUUCCCCUCGAGGCAGGCUCCCAGAUCAGGCAGGGGUUCUAGCGUACCUUGUGUUUUUUUCAUGGUGAUGACCUCCGAACAGCUUCAGUGUAGACUCAUGAGAAGUUAUAAUCUGAUUAUGGUGGUGUUCGCAUAGUUCUGUUUUUUUUCUUCUUUUUUUUUUUCUUUUUUUAAUGGCUGAAUCUGUGUGAAUGUGCGCUUCACCUAAAAAAAGUGACUCUGAGCUACUUAUUUAUUUUAGUAAACAUUGGACAUGGAAGGUACACUAUACCUUAACCAGUAUCUGUGCUUUUGUAGCAAGACAGUAUAAUUCUCAUGAUAAAAAAAGAAAUGGUUUCCUAUAAAUAGGAAUAUGUAUGUUCUUAUUUAAGAACCUGCCCCAGAUCUCAGUUGAAUAUCUUCUGUGUGCUUCUUCAGUUGGGCUGGUUCAGCAUGAUAGUAAUAAGCAUGUUUAGCACACUCAAGCUAAAAAAAAUAGAGGAAAAACAUGGACACCAUUAUUCUCUCCACUGCCGUUUAUCAGGCUUACAAAGGCAKGUUUGGGGGAACUUUUGCCUUAUUUUCCCCAAAAAUCUUUGGUGCGAACUGCGAAGUGAUCGCAUGUCCUGACUGAUGAGGUUGGUCUCGAUUGAAAUGACCUGGUGCAUUCAAACACAAGUUCUGAAAAAAUGUCUCCAUUUCUUUAUAUGUUUAGCAUUCGCACAAUACUCAAGUUUGUGGCUCUCACCCAGUUUUGUUUGUAGCCAAUCACCCGUGUUGAAAAACUAACGCUGCUAUUAAUCUGAGAGCUGCCUGAUUGUGGCCUCCUUUUAUCACGUUUCAUGUAUAAAAACAUUAAAAACAAAGGCACACUUCAUACAAACGGAGAACUGAGCUGCCUUUUCUCACACGAGAUGACCCAGACAGUGAUUGAAUUUGUCUCGAGUCCUUACGAUGCUGUGUAAAUGUUAACCACGUAUGCUAACAGUCCCAUUUCCACUCGUGUUCCUCUGUCAGUAUUCCUCUGCUGGAUUACUGGUAACAGAAAACUUGUAGCCAAAAUGAACAUGAACGAUACAGGGAUUCAACUUGAUGCUCAUUGAGUUUGAUCACUACGAUGCAUUCAUUGACAAACACUAACRUUGUACAAACUGCUGUCACUGAAGUAAAAUGUGGAUGUGCGAUUUACUAUUUUUUUGUUAGUGAACGCCUGAAGAUGUGAAUGACAUGAAUGAUGGCUGCUGUAAUUACUCAAAAAAAAAAACUUAAAGGUCUCAUUAAUUAAUAAGUCUCUUAUUGCCAUGGUAGUAUUGCAUUUGUCUCGAUUUGACUUUGAACUCAUUGCACAUUUCUCGUUUUACUGUAAAGUCGGCGCAAAACGUUUUUAUUUAUGGUAUUAAGUUAUUUGCAUUUGUCUUUGUGUUGAUUUUUUUUAAUAAUGUUUUAUUUUGGUUUGUGUGCUGGGCUGCAAAAAGUGUUCAGUGGCUUUGCAGCUUAGCCCUGCAACGUGAGCUUGUUGUAGGAAGGUGUGUGUGUGUGUGAACAGUUAUAAGAAAAAACCCUGAAUUGUUAAAAUGUUCUGAAAAGCUGUGAGAAGUCUACCAAAUGUCCAUAUAAAUUUGUUUUCAAACCUUGCUUUGUGACGCUUUCCCAUCUGUUUUACCUUAACUUAUUACGACACUUUGCUGCGCUCACCCUCAUGAUUUCCAUGCAUCCUUACUUUGAAACCAUUAUCUGAAGCCUUUUUGCCACAGUGGGUAGUUUUCUUGGUGUAUUUUGGUGAGCUGAUUUAAAGUACAGAACAAUGUGUUUUGAAGUCUGCUGACAGAAAACUGUGUUUUUUUGACCUGUGAUAGUGUUAUUGGACAGGAAUGAAGAGGAAAAGGGACACCUGUAUAUUUURUAAAGUUUGAUCCUCAUCAAUCACAUGUAAAAAGAAAAAAAAGUGAUGCACUGUCUGGCUUUUGUCGCAUGUGAAAUAGUUUCAGUUUUGUAUAUUUAUGGUAUUAA